AUGGCUGUUAGCGGCCAGCACCCGGGCCGCGGCGUGGCCACCGUCUGCGGGGGAGUCUGCGGAAGGUCCUCCGCGGGGAGAGCAGGGGGCGGCAGGCGCUUCCCGGGGCUGACAGGGCGGGGCCUUCCCGGGGAGGGGGGGGCGGUGCGAGCUGGACCCGGCGGACGAGCUCUCAGGGGGCUGUGCCCCGCGCAGUCCCACUGUCACCGCUGGACCGCGGCCCCCACAGGGUCUCCCUCCGGGGUGGCGGCCAACGCCGGCCUGCCUGCCGGCUCUGCGCGAGGUGGCGGGUGCUCAGGGGUGCGGGUGCUGGGGGUGCGGGCGCUCAGGGGUGCGGGCGCUCAGGGUGCGGGCCCUCAGGGGUGCGGGUGCUGGGGGUGCGGGUGCUCAGGGGUGCGGGCGCUGGGGGUGCGGGUGCUGGGGGGAGCGGGCGCUGGGGUGCGUGUGCUGGGGGUGCGGGCGCUCAGGGGUGCGGGGCGCUCAGGGGUGCGGGCGCUCAGGGUGCGGGCCCUCAGGGGUGCGGGUGCUGGGGGUGCGGGCGCUCAGGGGUGCGUGUGCUGGGGGUGCGGGCGCUCAGGGGUGCGGGUGCUGGGGGUGCGGGCGCUCAGGGGUGCGGGCGCUCAGGGUGCGGGCCCUCAGGGGUGCGGGUGCUGGGGGUGCGGGUGCUCAGGGGUGCGGGCGCUGGGGGUGCGGGUGCUGGGGGGAGCGGGCGCUGGGGUGCGUGUGCUGGGGGUGCGGGCGCUCAGGGGUGCGGGCGCUCAGGGGUGCGGGCGCUCAGGGUGCGGGCCCUCAGGGGUGCGGGUGCUGGGGGUGCGGGCGCUCAGGGGGGUGCGGGUGCUGGGGGUGCGGGUGCUGGGGGGAGCGGGCGCUGGGGUGCGUGUGCUGGGGGUGCGGGCGCUCAGGGGUGCGGGCGCUCAGGGUGCGGGCCCUCAGGGGUGCGUGUGCUGGGGGGGCGGGUGCUCAGGGGUGCGGGUGCUGGGGGUGCGGGUGCUGGGGGGAGCGGGCGCUGGGGUGCGUGUGCUGGGGGUGCGGGCGCUCAGGGGUGCGGGCGCUCAGGGUGCGGGCCCUCAGGGGUGCGGGUGCUGGGGGUGCGGGUGCUCAGGGGUGCGUGUGCUGGGGGUGCGGGCGCUCAGGGGUGCGGGUGCUGGGGGGAGUGGGCGCUGGGGUGCGUGUGCUGGGGGUGCGGGCGCUCAGGGGUGCGGGCGCUCAGGGUGCGGGCCCUCAGGGGUGCGGGUGCUGGUGGGGGCGGGUGUUCAGGGGGCGGGUGCUCAGGGGGCGGGCGCAGGGGGGGCGGGCGUAGGGGGUGCGGGUGCUCGGGGGUGCGGGCGCUCGGGGGUGCGGGUGCUGGGGGUGCGGGCGCUCCGGGUGCGGGUGCUCAGGGGGCGGGCGCUCAGGGGUGCGGGUGCUGGGGGUGCGGGUGCUGGGGGUGCGGGUGCUGGGGGUGCGGGCGCUCAGGGUGCGGGUGCUCAGGGGGCCGGUGCAGGGGGGGCGGGCGUAGGGGUGCGGGUGCUCGGGGGUGCGGACGCUCAGGGGGCGGGCGCGGGGGGCGGGUGCUCAGGGGGCGGGCGCUGGGUGCGGGUGCUGGGGGGCGGGCUCGGGCGCCGCUGCCGCUGGGCUUACCUGAGGCCGCAGAGUCUCCAGGACGCGGAGGCGCCGCCCGGCGUGUCACCCGGAGGCGGGAGCCCGGGCCCCCGGAGCGUCGCGGCCGCAGGUGCGGGGCGGGGACGCGGAGAGGCGGAGGCCGAGGCCGAGCGCGCCCCCUGCUGGCCAGGCCGCCCGCGCGCCAGCCUCGGGUCUCGGGUCCACACCGCCUGCCGCCCGCAGCUCCGGGGGUUUCAGCAACCCUGCGGGCAAUGCGGUUCAGGGUUCCUGGCGCGGCUCCUCUCCCCUGAUUUUGGAGUUUGUGCCGAUGAUUUAAGGAUCCUUCCCGGGACGCCUGGGGCCCAGCGGUUAAAGCGUCUGCCGUCCGCUCCGGUCGUGAUCCCGGGCGAGGACCGAGAAGGCCCUGUGCUGCCGCAGCAUCCAAAUGGUCCACGGCAUCCAAAUACUGUGUUGGACUCCCUUCCCCAUUCUGCAUGCAAACCUGUCAAAGUGUUGCCCAAAUAA
Messenger RNA from Canis lupus familiaris (dog), 2106 nucleotides. RefSeq names its product spidroin-1-like. The record is from RefSeq and is a predicted model, not a curated record. NCBI's taxonomy places the organism in Eukaryota, Metazoa, Chordata, Mammalia, Carnivora, Canidae. The transcript has 4 exons. The coding region runs from base 1 to 2106 and encodes 701 amino acids.